Messenger RNA from Protobothrops mucrosquamatus (brown spotted pit viper), 1234 nucleotides. It is a transcript of the gene ACADS, whose product is annotated as acyl-CoA dehydrogenase short chain. The coding region runs from base 1 to 1218 and encodes 405 amino acids. Gene Ontology annotation, cellular component: mitochondrion. Gene Ontology annotation, molecular function: flavin adenine dinucleotide binding. Gene Ontology annotation, biological process: fatty acid beta-oxidation using acyl-CoA dehydrogenase; butyrate catabolic process. The record is from RefSeq and is a predicted model, not a curated record. The transcript is spliced from 10 exons. NCBI's taxonomy places the organism in Eukaryota, Metazoa, Chordata, Lepidosauria, Squamata, Viperidae.
AUGGCGGCGGCGCUGGUGGCCUCGGCGGGGCGGCGGGGCGUCCUUGCUGCCCGCGGAGCGCGGCUGCUGCACGCGGGGCUGCCGGAGACGCACCAGAUGCUGCGGGAGACCUGCCGGGACUUCGCCGCGAAGGAGCUGGCGCCCAUCGCCGCCCGCCUCGACCGCGAGCACCGCUUCCCCGACCAGCAGAUUAAGAAAAUGGGGGCCCUGGGGCUGCUAGCGAUGGCUGUGCCCGAAAAAUACGCAGGAGCUGGCUUGGAUUGUUUGGCCUACACCGUUGCCCUGGAGGAGAUCAGCCGUGGCUGCGCGUCCACCGGCGUCAUCAUGAGCGUCAACAACUCGCUCUAUCUAGGACCGGUUUUGAAGUUUGGGUCUGAAGAGCAGAAACAAGAGUGGAUCCCUCCUUUCACCAGUGGGGAGAAAGUGGGGUGCUUUGCCCUAAGCGAGCCAGGAAACGGCAGCGACGCCGGAGCGGCCUCCACGGUGGCUCAGCUGGUUGGGGACGAGUGGGUGCUGAAUGGCACCAAGGCCUGGAUCACCAACGCCUGGGAGGCCUCGGCCGCCGUGGUCUUCGCCACCACAGACAAAGCCCUGAAGCACAAGGGCAUCAGCGCCUUCCUGGUGCCCAUGCCGUGCCCGGGCCUCUCGCUGGGCAAGAAGGAGGACAAGCUGGGCAUCAGGGCUUCCUCCACCGCCAACCUCAUUUUCGAAGACUGCCGCAUCCCCAAGGAGAACCUGCUGGGUGCGCAGGGGAUGGGCUUCAAGAUCGCCAUGCAAACCUUGGACUCCGGCCGGGUUGGAAUCGCUUCCCAGGCCUUGGGGAUUGCCCAGGCCGCUCUGGAUUGCGCGGUGGAUUACGCCGAGAAGAGGCUGGCCUUUGGCCACCCCAUCACUCAGCUGCAGGCCAUUCAGUUCAAGCUGGCUGACAUGGCGGUGGCGCUGGAGGGGGCUCGCCUGCUCACCUGGAGAGCAGCCACGUUGACUGACCACGGAAAGCCCUACACAAAGGAGGCAGCCAUGGCCAAGCUCUCAGCGUCCGAGGCAGCGACUUUCAUCUCCCACCAGGCGAUCCAGAUCCUGGGCGGGAUGGGCUACGUGACGGAGAUGCCGGCCGAGCGCCACUACCGAGACGCCCGCAUCACGGAGAUCUACGAGGGAACCAGCGAAAUCCAGAGGCUGGUGAUUGCCGGACAGCUGCUGAAGGCCUAUCGAGGCUGACGGGGAGGACUGCUAC